Messenger RNA from Penicillium roqueforti, 1683 nucleotides. Its product is annotated as nucleobase cation symporter-1 family protein. The transcript has 5 exons. Gene Ontology annotation, molecular function: nucleobase transmembrane transporter activity. Gene Ontology annotation, biological process: transmembrane transport; nucleobase transport. NCBI's taxonomy places the organism in Eukaryota, Fungi, Ascomycota, Eurotiomycetes, Eurotiales, Aspergillaceae. Bases 1 to 1683 code for a protein of 560 amino acids. Gene Ontology annotation, cellular component: plasma membrane. The record is from RefSeq and is a predicted model, not a curated record.
AUGGGCCAGUUCAAAUGGAUACUCGACAAGCUGGCCGUAGAGCACGAGCAGGGACUCACCAAUGCCCAGAUGAUGUUGACCAACAGUGAUCUACGACCAGUGGACCCUGAACGACGUCAAUGGAGAUGGAUCAAUUUUGUUGCUUUCUGGAUUGCAGACUCGCUUAAUAUUAACACAUGGAUGAUUUCCUCCUCGAUGAUUGUCGACGGUCUUUCCUGGUGGCAGUCCUGGAUCUGUGUCUGGGUUGGAUAUUUCGUGGCUGCAGGCUUCGUGUGCCUGACUGGACGAAUUGGCGCUGUCUAUCACAUUUCUUUUCCCGUCACAGCUCGAGCUUCAUUCGGAAUAUGGGGUUCUUUAUGGCCCGUCCUUAACCGCGUGGUGAUGGCUAUCAUUUGGUAUGGCGUGCAGAGUUAUAUCGGAGGUCAGUGUGUGACUGUCAUGAUCGAGGCCAUCUGGCCCAGCUACCGGAACCUUCACAAUGGUCUCUCUGCCAGUGCUGGCGUCGACACCAAGAACUUCCUCAGCUUCUUCUUGUUCUGGCUGGUCUCGCUUCCAGCCUUGUGGUUCCCCGUUCACAAAGUCCGUCACCUAUUCACCGCUAAGGCGAUCUACUCUCCCAUCGCUGCCAUCUCUUUCUUUGCCUGGGCCAUUUCCCGUGCUCACGGUCUCGGCCCGAUUAUCCACAAGUCUAACACCGUCCACGGAAGCGAUCUUUCAUGGGCGAUGGUGAAAGGAAUCAUGUCGUGCAUCGGAAACUUCGCGGCACUUAUCAUGAACAACCCCGAUUUCUCACGAUUUGCGAAAACACCAAAGGAUGCAAUUUGGGCCCAGCUAUUUACUAUUCCGGUCGGCUUUGGCGUCACCUCAUUCAUUGGAAUCAUCGUGUCUUCCUCCUCAUCGGUGAUCUUCAACGACGGCUACACAUGGAAUCCCCUUGAUCUCCUCGCAAAAUUCCUUGAUGGAGCCAGUUCCGGCCAGCGCUUCGGUAUCUUCGUCAUCGCCACCGGAUUUGCUCUAGCUCAGCUCGGAACAAACAUUUCCGCCAACUCGAUCUCGGCAGGUACUGAUCUGACUGCACUGCUACCCCGAUACAUGAGCAUCCGACGAGGUAGUUACAUCUGCGCCAUUGUCGGCCUCGCUAUGUGUCCAUGGAACCUGCUCUCGACCUCAAACAACUUCACAACCUACCUCUCAGCAUAUUCCCUCUUCCUCUCCGCCAUCGCCGGCGUCAUGAUCUGCGACUACUACAUCGUCCGCAAGGGCUUCUUGAACGUCAAAUCUCUCUACAGCGCGAGCAAAACAGACUGCUACUAUUACAACGGCGGCUUCUCCUGGCGUGCCUAUACCGCAUACAUUUGCGGUAUCCUGAUUAAUAUCGUUGGCUUCGCCGGUGCCGUGGGGCGCGAGGUUCCCAUCGGCGCGGAAUACAUCUACAACAUCAACUAUUUCACCGGGUCCAUUGUUUCCGGUGGCGUGUACUUCGCUCUGACGUGGUUCUUCCCCGUCCCUGAGACAAGUGCUACCUGGAACGAGGUUGACAUCGAUGCUGAGGAUCUCUCCGUUUCAUACGGAAAGGACCCCAAUGACAUGGAGGCUCAUGGUUAUGCUGAGCGGAGGUCGUUUGAUGAUGCGCUUGGGUUGGAUGAUCGGAAAGGUCCGAAUACUUCGGACAGGAAGCUUUGA